Molecule: messenger RNA, 1642 nt
Organism: Mus musculus (house mouse)
Lineage: Eukaryota; Metazoa; Chordata; Mammalia; Rodentia; Muridae
Gene: Acaa1b
Product: acetyl-Coenzyme A acyltransferase 1B
Exons: 12
Coding region: 73-1347 (424 amino acids)
Biological process (GO): fatty acid beta-oxidation using acyl-CoA oxidase
Cellular component (GO): peroxisome; peroxisomal matrix
Molecular function (GO): acetyl-CoA C-acetyltransferase activity; acyltransferase activity; acetyl-CoA C-myristoyltransferase activity
Source: RefSeq, marked validated
GCAAGCCCGCGUCCUUAAUUCACUGGGGUGAGCGCCCAGAGCGCUGGCAAAUCGGUGGGACCCACCUCCGCGAUGCAUCGGCUGCAGGUAGUGCUGGGUCACCUGGCCGGCCGGCCCGAGUCGAGCUCCGCGCUGCAAGCUGCGCCCUGCUCCGCUGGCUUCCUGCAGGCCUCGGCCUCCGACGUGGUGGUGGUGCACGGACGGCGCACUCCCAUUGGCCGCGCCAGCCGUGGCUGCUUCAAGGACACCACCCCCGACGAGCUUCUGUCGGCCGUGUUGACCGCGGUUCUCCAGGACGUGAAGCUAAAGCCUGAGCAGCUGGGAGACAUCUCCGUGGGCAAUGUGCUUCAGCCCGGGGCUGGAGCCAUUAUGGCACGCAUCGCCCAGUUCCUGAGCGGCAUCCCAGAGACUGUACCUUUGUCUACGGUCAACAGACAGUGUUCAUCGGGACUGCAGGCAGUGGCCAACAUUGCUGGUGGCAUCAGAAAUGGGUCUUAUGACAUUGGCAUGGCCUGUGGGGUGGAGUCCAUGACCCUGUCCCAGAGAGGGAACCAUGGGAAUAUUUCUUCCCGCCUGCUGGAGAACGAGAAGGCCAGAGACUGCCUGAUUCCUAUGGGGAUAACUUCGGAGAAUGUGGCUGAGCGGUUUGGCGUUUCACGGCAGAAGCAGGAUGCCUUUGCGCUGGCCUCCCAGCAGAAGGCAGCAAGCGCCCAGAGCAGAGGAUGCUUCCAUGCUGAGAUUGUGCCUGUGACAACCACUGUCCUGAAUGACAAGGGUGACAAGAAAACCAUCACUGUGUCUCAGGAUGAGGGUGUCCGCCCCAGCACCACCAUGCAGGGCCUGGCCAAGCUGAAGCCUGCCUUCAAGGAUGGAGGCUCUACCACGGCUGGAAACUCCAGUCAGGUGAGUGAUGGAGCAGCUGCCGUCCUGCUGGCUCGGAGGUCCAAGGCUGAAGAACUGGGCCUCCCCAUCCUUGGGGUCCUGAGGUCCUAUGCAGUGGUCGGGGUCCCUCCUGACGUCAUGGGCAUCGGACCUGCCUAUGCCAUCCCUGCAGCCUUGCAGAAAGCAGGGCUGACUGUGAAUGACAUAGACAUCUUUGAGAUCAAUGAGGCCUUUGCAAGUCAGGCCGUCUACUGUGUGGAGAAGUUAGGAAUUCCUGCAGAGAAGGUGAACCCGCUGGGGGGUGCAAUAGCCCUGGGCCACCCCCUGGGCUGCACGGGAGCAAGGCAGGUUGUCACGCUACUCAAUGAACUGAAGCGCCGUGGCAGACGGGCUUACGGCGUGGUAUCCAUGUGCAUCGGGACUGGGAUGGGAGCUGCUGCGGUCUUUGAAUACCCUGGGAACUGAGGCCUGGCUGCAGGCGGCACAACCCAGAGAGUGCCACAGUGGUGUCCAGAGAGGGACGCUACAGAAGCCGUCUGCGUGGGACACUCAGCAGUGGAGGGGUGUGUCACAGCACUUUAAUUUAGAAAAUGUAAUUGCAGCAUGGGUACACGUGGGCACUGGGGCAUCCAAUCCGGUUCUCUCGGUCGAACCAAAGACAGUGCAUGCUAUGCUUGACCACAGGACAACAUUCAUUUCUGUGGGACGGUGCCUUCAUGAAUGGUGGAUGUGAUGGGCACAGUAAACGUGGGUGAACUGA